GGAGCCACGCCCCCCCUCCCGGCGGAGUCACGUGCCGGGGGGUGUGUGCGGUCACGUGAGCGUGGCGGACAUGGCGGCGGCGCGGCGGCUGCUGCCGCGCUGGGCGGGAUCGCUGCGGCCCGUGAGCUCCGCUGCGGCGGCGGGCGCGGCGUACCCGAAGCGAGUGAAGGUGGUGGAGGUGGGGCCGCGCGACGGGCUCCAGAACGAGAAGAAUCUUGUGCCCACCUCAGUGAAGAUCAAUUUAAUCAACAUGCUGUCAGAGACAGGGCUGCAGGUCAUAGAGGCCACCAGCUUCGUGUCCCCCAAGUGGGUUCCUCAGAUGGCUGAUCACACCGAGGUCCUGCAGGGCAUCAACAAAUCCCCUGGGAUCAGUUACCCUGUGCUGACUCCAAACCUCAGGGGCUUCCAGGCAGCGGUGGCAGCAGGAGCCAAAGAGGUGUCGAUCUUUGGGGCAGCAUCUGAGCUGUUCACCCAGAAAAACAUCAACUGCUCCAUCGAGGAGAGCCUGGAGAGGUUUGAAGAGGUCAUGAGGGCAGCGAGGGAAGCCAGCAUUCCUGUCAGGGGGUAUGUUUCCUGUGUCCUUGGAUGUCCCUAUGAAGGGAAGAUUUCUGCAGCUAAAGUUGCAGAGGUCUCCAAGAAGAUGUACUCCAUGGGGUGCUACGAGAUCUCGCUGGGGGACACCAUCGGCGUGGGCACCCCGGGCAGCAUGAGGGACAUGCUGGCAGUGGUCAUGAAGGAGGUGCCCGUGGGGGCUCUGGCUGUGCACUGCCACGACACCUACGGACAGGCCCUGGCCAACAUCCUGGUGGCCCUGCAGAUGGGGGUGAGCGUGGUGGACGCCUCCGUGGCUGGCCUUGGGGGGUGUCCCUAUGCCCAGGGAGCCUCUGGGAACGUGGCCACGGAGGACUUGGUGUACAUGCUCAACGGGCUGGGCAUCCACACGGGCGUGGAUCUCCAGAAGCUGAUGGACACAGGCACCUUCAUCUGCAAUGCCCUGAACAGAAAAACCAAUUCCAAGGUGUCUCAGGCCUCCUGCAGGCUGUGACACUGAGUGGGAUUUCUCCUUGGAGCAAGAAAUCGAGGAUCCAGCCCUGGCUGGGAUUCCUGUCUGACCUCCUGAGCUCAGCAUUUGAGAAGAAACUCAAAAUCCACCAGAAUCAGGAAGAAGUGAGAGAAUAUCCUGUAAUACUUUGUUCUGUUGGACCUUGGG
This is a messenger RNA of Onychostruthus taczanowskii (white-rumped snowfinch), 1210 nucleotides long. It is a transcript of the gene HMGCL, whose product is annotated as 3-hydroxy-3-methylglutaryl-CoA lyase. The record is from RefSeq and is a predicted model, not a curated record. NCBI's taxonomy places the organism in Eukaryota, Metazoa, Chordata, Aves, Passeriformes, Passeridae. Gene Ontology annotation, molecular function: hydroxymethylglutaryl-CoA lyase activity. Bases 71 to 1045 code for a protein of 324 amino acids. Gene Ontology annotation, biological process: ketone body biosynthetic process; L-leucine catabolic process. The transcript has 9 exons.